GUGUACGACGACGCGACCGAGAAGACGUGUGCGCUCUGGACAUAUUGAUCUCAACGGUGCUUUUCAUUGUAGUAGCUUGUCACGUAUACGUAUACGUACACUCGAGCUUUGUCUUUUUAAACAACAAUCCAACUGCCAUGGAAAAUAUGUAAAAAAUAGUUUAGUGCAACGAAUAAUUUAACGCGAAAUUAAACGAUAUUCAACGAUAAGGAAAAGUGAUUUAAAAACAAUGCACAAAUGAAGCUGCAACGACAUAAAACGAACUGUCACAAAUCACAAAGUCAACAAACACACUGCCUGCCGCCCACUGCCCCACAAUGGGGCAGCAACAACAUAUGGCUCCUGCUGCUGGGGGCCCUGCUGCUGUUGUCCUCGUGCCAACUGGGUCGCGCCCAACAGCCCCAACAGGGGCUGCCCCCAGCAGACACCGAGGUGGAACUGCUGCAGGAGAAUGAUAUCGAGUUCGCCAGUCUCGAUGGCGCCACACAACUUCUACCCGCCACAAGGGCACAUUCGGGAGACGCCACCAUGACGCCGCCGCCGCCGCCGCCGCUGUCGACGCCAGUCCCGCUGACAUCAUCGUACACGGAGCUGCAGGGUGGCGAAAUCCUCAGCGAGCGCACUCUCCGGCGCAGCGAGAGCCCGUACCUGGCGCGCGACGACCUCGAAGUGAUGCGCGGGGCACGCCUGACCAUCGAGCCGGGGGUCACCAUUGAGUUUGCCCCCACCAAGGGCCUCAAAAUAAAGGGAGUUCUCCAGGCAGUGGGCACCCCAACAGAAAGAAUUGUGCUGAAGUCGCAAGGCAAUACAGCAAACUAUAAAAUGGAGCUGCCCGAUGACCAGGAGAAGGGCAUACGUCUGGUAGAUGGACCCACUCCCGUCGAGGGAAGACUGCAGCUGUACCACAAAGGUGCCUGGCGAUCAGUGUGCUCCAACUCUAGAAAUUGGACCUUGGCCGAUUAUGGUGUGGCCUGCAAGCAGUUGGGCUAUAGAGGCGGUCGCUUCUGGAACUGGGUGGAAAGGACGCCAGGAUACUAUCCGCGACUGCUUUACGAGCAGCCCAAGUGUCGGGGAGGAGAGAACCAGCUGGUGGACUGUGCCUGGAGCUCCCGGCAGAUGGGAGCCGGAGCCUGCGAUUACCACAACGACUUGGGUAUCCAAUGCCAGCCGGUUCAUGCCGAGCCCCUGGGACAUUGGCGUGGCAUCUACUUCGAUAAUGCACCAUCCACAAAGGCCCUGGGAAGGGACAACACCGUGUACGCUGCCCGUUCGGAAUCACGUCUGAAGUAUGUGGACAUAAUACGAGCAGGAAACGGCGAGGGUUUCAGUGCGAAAUCCGCUGUGGAAGUCCAGGGUUUGCCCCCGCAAAUGGAGCAUGUGGUGAUCAGUCACUCGGCCUACACGGGAUUCAACAGCACCCUUCCGUGGGCAGGAUUCAACCUGCAGAAUGUCACCGUGCGAAAGAGCAACGGCAUCGGAGUGUUUGUCAAUUCCAGCCAGGGAUUGGUGCAGCUCGAUGGCUGCUCGAUUGUGGACAAUGCGGCAGAUGGUGUCAAAUAUGUGGGCCACGAUCUGCGCGGCACAGAGCGGAAGGACCGGGCGAGCAUCUAUGACUUUUGCACGCUGCCCACGACCUCGGGGCAAACGUACCCCAUUUCACUGUCCUUCACCCAGAAAUACUAUGCCGGCUCGGCCAAGGAGUGCGGCAAGUACUUCUUCACGCGUCCCGGUUACCUGUUGACCCUACACUUCGAGCACUUUGUCCUGAUGCAAAACGAGACGGCCACCGUGGAGAUCUACGACGGAGCCUCCACCAACGAUCGACUGCUGUUCCAGUGGCAGGCGAGAAACUCCACGCGGCCACAGAGUGUGACCACCACCAGGGAGAAGAUGUUUGUCCGGAUACGUGCGGAUGCCAGGCAGGAGAUGAAUGGCUACUUCCGGAUCACCUCCGGCGACUCAGUGGCCUACGAUCUGAAGGUUUCCCAAUCCACGGUGGAGGAUAAUGGCGGCCGUGGCGUGGCCAUCGACAACAUCCGCUCGAAGAUACACGUGCACAGCAGCUCCGUCUCCGGCAAUGGCCAUGUGGCGGGUGUGCAUGUGACCAGCGGUGCCGGAGAUGUGAACAUCACCAGCUCCAACAUCAGCUUCAACAAUGGAGCCGGUGUGAACAUCACGUAUUAUGGAGGAAACAGGAACAUCUCGCGGUCGGCGCUGACGGCCAACAAGGGCUAUGGAGUGGCCACAUGGCUGAAUCACACCACGGAAAUCGAUCGAGUGGAGUACAUACCCUUCAAUCAGACCAGCGUGUUGGAGUACUCGCAGAUAGGAGGGAACCUGGAGACGGGUGUAUUCCAUGGCAACUUUUGCCGCCCCAUUUGGGUGAACAUCACCGGCAACAGCUUCAACGGGAGCCAGCAGAACGAUGUCUUCAUCGAGUCCUGCUACCAGGCCACGGCCAAUGGUCUGCCGAACAUGCAGCUCCAGCUGGGACACAAUCAGUUCAAGUACUCCCAAGCAAACUCCAUAAACCUAAGUCCCGCCCUGAAUCUCCAGGGAAGGAUCGAGUUCAACGUGUUCCGCUUUGGCUCCUACGGAUGUCUCUAUGUGAACAACGAUUACAUUUAUCCGGAGUUCAACUAUUUCCCCGUAAAGCUAAUCAUUCAAAGCAAUUACUUCAUGCGGAACAGUGGUGUCCACGUGGUGUCCUUGGGUCUGUCGCCCUACAGCCGAGCAGAGGUGCAGUACAUUCUCUUCACGCGGAACUUCGUGCGGAGCAACAACAUUACGGAGGCCUUUGGACCGCUGAUUGCUGGCAGUGAGGGCUCUGACGGUGCGGGCAGACUCAAUCCCAGAUCUCGGGUGGCAGCUCCCGUGGUUGUGGGCUCCAGCAAUGUGGACAUCUUCCGGAAUAUCCUCCACAAUCUGGACUCCAUGUACGAGAUUGGCUCACAGCUGACGGACCAGAGCAAGAUCAUUAAUGCCACCUGCAACUGGCUCGGACACACCGACGAGAAUCGCAUCUAUGCGAGACUCUUCCAUCGCAAUGAUCGCUAUAAUCUGGCAAAGAUCAACUACAUUCCCUACCUGCUGCACAGCUCUAAUCCUGGAUCCACUGCCAUGAUCACUGUGUCGACUGUGGUGCCUCGAUUCUUCCACGAAGGCAGCGAUGUCAUCGGAGGCGAGGUGGAUGGCCAGGAUAUGGUCCCGGCAGGCACUUACACGGUCACCAAGGACAUCAACAUUCGGCCAGGAGGAAAGCUCAUCCUGCAGCCAGGAACUACGCUGAGAUUCGAGCCCAGUGUCGGGAUGAUGGUGGCAGGCAAACUGGAGGCAAGAGGUCGCCGACCCGACGACAUACUCUUCACCCUCAAAAGGGAGACCAUCAUUGGGGAGCACAACGAUACGGAGACCGUCGAUUUGGACAGCGAAACGGAGGCCAUUGACAUGGAAACGGAGGUCAUUCCCUCCGAUGGUGUCCCCAGGAUUCCGGUGCGUCUUGUGGGUGGUGCGGGCGCCAAUGAGGGAAGGCUACAGAUGUACAUCAAGGGGCGCUGGGGCACCGUCUGUGAUUAUGGCUGGAGUGUGCUGAACGCUGCUUUGGUGUGCCACCAAUUGGGUUACUCCCUGAAUCCCCAGGAUUGGCGACUACUUCGCUCACAGCUGCCGAGUGCAGGCACCUCCGAGGACAUCCUGGUGGCCAAUGUGCGGUGCACACUUCAGGAUAAAGACGUCACAAAGUGCAGGGCGGAGUACGAGUUCGAGAACACGUGCAGCCAUGAAAACGACGUGGGUUUGCGGUGCUACGAGGGUGCCUGGGCGGGCGUACGCUUCAGCAUGCUCGCGGAGAGAGCAGACCUUCAGUAUGUGACCGUCGAGAAAGCAGGACUCUUCGACUACACCACGAAUGCCUUCCGGCCGGCCGUGCAAAUGGAUCAUGCCCGUCACAAUCUGGAGAACGUGCGAGUGGUGAACAAUCUUCAGGAUGGUCUGGGCAUCAUCUAUGCGGACAUUUAUGCUGGCAAGUCGGUGAACAACAUCAAGAACUCGGAGUUCUCUGGCAAUCAGGGCAGCGGCAUCAGCUUCAAGCAGUUGGAUUUCCGCAUCUCCGGCUCCAUCAUCAAGGAGAACCGUGGCAGUGGCAUCACCCACGAUGCGGUGAUCUCAGCACUCGAUCAGAAGGAGAUCGGCGGAUGGUUCAGCAUGGCCACGGACUUCAACGCCUACGACACAGACUACGAUCCGUAUUUGCUGCCCCAUGAGAUAGCCAACAUCGAUCUGGGCACCUUCGAGCACAAGUAUAUUCGCACCGAGGAGCUCUUGGGACAGUCCAUCAGUCGGAAGAUUGUGGUCCAGUGCCCUGCGGGCUACGUGAUAGGCAUACAACUCCUCAAUCCCAUACACAAUCUGUCGACGGAGAGCAUCAGCAUCUUGAAUGCACGAACGGAGAAUAUAAGGAGCGAUCUGUGGCAGGUGAAGCGCGACCUGAAUGUCUUCCCCGUGACAAGCAGCAGCUACGGCAUCAUUAUUUACUACGAGAGUGGCCUACACGCCCUGGGUGGAGCUGUCCUUAUGCUGAGUACAGUCACGGCACCCGUUCAAAACAUACGUAACCGGAUUGUCAGCGGACCAGUGCCCACCCUCCUCAUACGAUCCACAAAGAUCCAGAAGAAUCUGAGGGGCAUAACCGGCAUUUACUACAACCGAUAUAUAGGGGACAAUGGAGAGAACUAUCUGCGAAAGGCCAACGAAUCCAUACGUCUGAUCAACUCGGAGCUGAGCUACAACGAUCACGAGGCGAUUCUCAUUCGGUCACCCUUUUGGGACGUGAUAUCCAGCAAUCUCUCAGAGGUCACCAUCCACGUGAACGGAUCUUUGAUCUCCCAGAACGGUCAUGGCAUCCGUCAAAUGUCCAAGGAUCUGCGCUCUUCCAACAAUCUCUUCCAUUAUGUGAUACAGGACACCACCGUGGAGCAGAACACCCACGGAGGCUUCCAGGUGGCUCUGCCGUACGUCUGGCAGUACAACGAGAACUUCACGCACUCCAUUUACUUUGGGAACAGCACCUGGCAGCGGAAUCGCGACUUUCACAUAUCCGUUCAUGGCCACUAUACCGUGUUUAAUAUCACCUCGAAUGUCUUCAGGGAGAACAAUUGUCCGAACGCUCUGAUAGCCCUCGAUGGCAUGGAGAAACGUCUGAAAUUCGACAAUAAUCGUUUUGAAUCGAACAACGCGAAAUUUGUGCUGCUCUUUAAGGCUGAUUCGCUGAGUGAAAUCAUCGGACAGGUGCCCGCCAGCAUAGAAUACAACAGCUUCAAGGGCAACAAGAUUGUCACCUUCACUGCCGACUACAGACAUCACUAUUUGAAGGCCGUCAGGAAGCUGCGAAAACAGCAUCGUGUGCCCACCGCUGUGAUCCGUUUGGAUGGUGUCCAGAACGUGAGACUCUAUCGAAAUCUUAUAUCAGAGAACGACAUGGACUACAACCUGGUGGCGGGUGUCAGAUCCGCCAGAUUGAACAACUAUUUUGAGGCGCGAGAGAACUGGUGGGGCACCAGGGACACCACCCAUAUAGAGUCCAAGAUCUUUGACUUUGACAACUGGAACGAUCAUGCGGAUGUGAUAUAUCAGCCGUUCUUGAUCGAGGAUAGCUACGACGCGAGUGUCUCCGUGGUGGUGCCUUUCAAUCGGGACCAGGAGAUCGAUCUCUAUACGUAUCGUGGCGGCAGGGUCUACAAGGAUCUGACGCUGCUCAAGCAGAGCUCUCCCUACUACAUAUCGUCGGAUAUCACAGUGAUGCCUGGCAAAACCCUGACCAUCAAUCACGGCGUGACCAUGGAGUUUGAGCCGAAUGUGGGUAUCCUCGUUCUUGGAACUCUAAUGGCCAUUGGCUACAAGGAGUCGCCGAUUGUGAUGCGUCCCUUCCGGAACGCCACCCGCGAGUCCAUGGUGGAGGCACAGCCCCGGAAGCGUGCCCUGGAGGAUAUGAGUGCGGCUCUCACCGAUUUCGAUUCCAUUCGAUUGUGCACCAGUGCCAACAACUGCACGGGGGAGGCGGACGGACUGUUCGGCCUGAAUGAGGGAUUCCUGGAGUACUUUAAUCACACGACACUGCAGUGGGUGCCCAUAUGCGAUGGUCGCUUCACCGAACGCAAUGCCCAGGUCGUCUGCCGGGAGCUGGGCUUCGAUCCCCUGAAUGUCUACUAUGGUCACGACAGGCGCAUUGAGUUCCACACGAACUCGCUGACUCGCAUUUGGUCCUGGGUGCAGCCCCUGGAGUGUCGUGGCGAUGAAGAGCGCAUGGAGGACUGUGCAGAGCGGCUGAAUGGUCAGCUCUACGGGCACCGUCACGAGUGCAAGUGGGACGAUGUCUAUGUCUUCGUGAGCUGCAAUAGUGUGGCCGACGAUGAGGUCUACUGGGGAGGGGUGCGUUUCGCCAACUCAAAGUUCGAGGAGAUCCAAUACGAGCAUCGUCUGCACAACACUCGCUCCCAUGCCCGUCUUCCUUUGAGGGAAAGUCAAUUGGAGUACGUGAAGAUCGAGCAGGCGGGUAUCCUGCACAAUCACAAGGCAGCCGCCAUACAGGCCAUCCACAAGAAUCCCACCAUAAGUUCCGUGAGCAUCGAGAACUCGGCCAAUCACGGCAUCAAUCUGAUUGCGCCCAGUGGCAAGCUCAAUCUCAAUCAUCUGAACAUCAACAAGACCCUGGGAACAGGCAUCAGCAUUGUUUCGCUCACUGGAGAGGGACGGGACAGCGAUGAAUCCAGCUUUUCGCCAUUGAAAAAUCUCGAUCUUCCCUACAAACUCUUCUCGUUGGUGGACAUCUGUGAUCCCCAGAAGGUGCUGGACAUCGAAGAACGCAUGCUCAUCUACUACAAGUACGACAAUAAUCCGGUCAACUGUGUGAAGAUCUUCACCUCUGCCUUCCGCGCCAAACCCAUUGGAUUCCGCCUGCUUCAGUCCAAUCUGUUUAAUCACUCAAAGCUCUACGGCAGGACGGACUUUAUCAAGUUGUACGACGGCGAUAUCUACAAUGUGACCGCCACGUAUCUGGGGAAGAUCGAAUCGGAUACGGGCAACCAGCGAUCCUUCUUCAAGACCAAAGGACCAACGAUGAGUCUCCAGCUGGUGGCAAGUGGCGCCCCAGAAACCCAUGGUUUUAUAGCGGAAGUGGUCACGGUGCCCAUCUCCACUUUGGGACAAAAUCGCGAUGCCCUGCACAACAUCACGGAUACACACAUCUCGGGAGCCAUGAAGGGUGCUGUUAGCUAUGCCUCGGCGGGUGAAGUGACCCCCACACUGACCCUAAUUGGAAACCGUAUUGAGAAGAACUGUCGCCAGUUGUAUGGCAACUUUUCCACCUGCGCCUCGGCCCUGAAUUUGGAUGUGCAGAACAUGAACUCCAUGUACUUUAUGAACAACCUCCUUUUGGAGAACCAGGGCGGGCUACGCAUUCGCGCUGACUCGCGUGGCUCCGCCACAUCCCUGAGAGGGUUCAUCCAUCACAAUCUCUUUAUGAGGAAUCGCAAUCGUCCCGCUCUUUAUGUGGAAGGACGCCAGUCGUCUCCCUACCAGGAAGUGGAGCUCUAUCGCAAUUACUUUGCCCAGAACAUGGCUGGCUACGAGGAUGUGAUUAGGCUGUGCCAAGUGGUCUCCAACUUCAGCUACAACUAUGUCCACAGCAACAUCGGUGGCCGCAUCAUGGAGGUCUCUGGUUUCGAGAAAGUCCGCCUGCAGAUCUAUCAAACCACAGCCCAUAAUGGUUUCUAUAGAAAUGUCGCCACCAAUUGGAUGACUAGGGCCACGGUUGUGGCCGGCACCGCAGGUCAGCAAUAUGUGGAUAAUAUCUUUGAGAACUACGAGAACGAUUAUGAACUGCUGACUGUUAAUAAUUCCAUUAUGAGUUUUGACUAUGAAAACAGGACCUUUGAAACCUGGAGUUCGAGGAUCGAUGCCCGUCACAACUAUUGGAGUUACAAUAACACUAUUUCGGUACAGUCGCGCAUAAAAGAUAAAUCAGAUGAUCCCAUGCUGCUGGAAGUCCUGGCCGUGCCCUUUCAAAUGAACAAUGAAACCAUUUUGGAUGGCAAAUGUCCACCGGGUUGGGGUCUGGUCCACGACACAUGCUUCAUUUAUGUUGGGGCGCCAAUGACCUUCCACGAGGCGCGUGACUUCUGUCGCUCGGAGAACUCCACAAUGCCGUUUAUCAGAACGGAUCAGACCACGUUGUGGAAGUAUCUGCAGAGCCAGAUGCGGCAUCUGAAGUAUCCCGAAAAGGUGUGGAUACAGGACUACAAUCACAUCGAGCGCUGCACGAGCUUCGUGUUCGGGGAGAUCGAGGUGGAAGACUGUGCCAAGGAAAGGGGCUUCAUAUGCGAAAUGGAUCCAAGAGUAAUCAUUGAUCCCUUGUCCUGGCGUGCUGACAUUUUUGCCAUUAGUAUUAUCUCGGCCUUUGUGCUGGCCAUCAUCCUGCUCAUUCUGGUGGCCUUCUGCUGGUUCGCCAAGUCCAAGCAUCGUCAUGUGCAGCGCCUCCAACGGAGGAACAGCAUCCGGCAGAGUCUGCGGAGUCUCAACAGCAUCGAUCCCCAGGGAUCACUGCGAAGGCGACCCAAUUAUAAUAUGUCCAGCAAUGGCACUCUGUCCAAGAGCCAGGACUACAAGCAGAUGGUGGCCAAUGGUUCCAUCGAUUCCAUGGACAAGAGUGUCCUCAGCUCUGAGGCGGGCAGCUUCGAGGGCUACGAACAGAAGCCCCACUACAAUGAGUAUGUGAAUCAGAAUGCCCUGAGGCCAGCGCAGGCGCCACAGGAUCAUCACCAGCAGUCCUCCUCCCCCCACAAGGUGGCCACCAUUUCCAAGGCCACGGGCCAUCGGGCACGCGCUGCAGCCGCCGCUGCGGCCCUCGAGCCAUCGGAUGCGUUUGAGUUGAGUUACCGGAACGAGGGCUUCCGGGAUAACUCCACGUAUGGCGGCGGAACCAGGGCAAACUCAAUAAGCACCAGUGUGGCCGAGGACACGCCCAUUAUCCAUCAAACGGAUGCGGAAGGAGAGGAGGUGGGCUCCGAUUACUACGGCAAUGCCAGUACCCUACCCUUGAGAACGGACACAGGUGGCAGUAGCACGGGGGGCGUGUCCCGAGGCAGACGCGGUCAACCCGGCCUGGCGUUCCUCAGCGAACUGAAGCAGAAUCUGCCAGAGUAUCAGCGGAGCUCCCACAGCAGCUUUAUGCCACAGAGGAGCAGCGGCGAGUCGCUGCCCUUCGACCAGAAGUUGGAUCAAUUCAACUACUCCACAGAGUCAUCGCUGUACCGCCCGGCGCCCUCAGUGCCUGCUGUCAAGACGCCGCAGCAGCAGCAACAGGAUAUGCGGCGUCCGGACUCGUACUAUACGGCCGUAAGAAGCAGCAAGGCGCCCACAUCACACUACCGGUCACCCCGUCCGUUGGCACAUCCGCCUGCGGCGCCCACGGCACAGGCGCGGCCCAAGACUGUCUACCAGACGGCCUCCGAGGAGUCCUCGCCCACGACGCCCUCGCCGCUGGCCGUGACCAACUCUUACCAUCGAUCCAAGUCGGAGGCUCUGCUGGAGACCGAUUUCGAUCACGAUGAUGGUUCCGGGGGACUGCAACCGUUGCAGACGAACGGACGGAGUCACAGUCAACCCCUGGAGACGGCUAUGUGAGGAGUUUGGCUCCACUUCAUACUCUAUUUGCCCCUAAGCAUCACUUCACUUCCUAGUUUUUAGUUUUGCAUUGAACGAACCCGAAACGAGAUUAUGCUAGCCGACACGAUCGAUAUUGAGAGACGAAGACGCCCGCCCGUUGUUUUUUGUGGUAUACUUAGAUCAUUCCAUCCAUUAGUUAUAGUCCAAAUUUAAUUAUAAUCGAAACGAGAGCAAACAAAAUACGAAUUAGCCUUAAGUUGUUGUAAAUAAACAUAACAGAGAAAAUGACUAAA
Molecule: messenger RNA, 9953 nt
Organism: Drosophila miranda
Lineage: Eukaryota; Metazoa; Arthropoda; Insecta; Diptera; Drosophilidae
Gene: bark
Product: protein bark beetle
Exons: 12
Coding region: 238-9678 (3146 amino acids)
Cellular component (GO): membrane
Source: RefSeq, a predicted model, not a curated record